AUGGAGCGCCUGUCGAACAACUCGAACGAGGGCGCUGUAUGCGCUGUGCUACCCAUGCCGACCAAAGUCACAGAUAUUGACAACUUGCCAGAAGUGUUACACGAAGAGACGAUAGGGUCUCCAACGGAGCGUGUCAUGCGCAAACGCCCAAGCGUGCAAUUCUCUGAGCGCAGCUCACGCCAUUCCUUCACCCCUCGGAACUCUUUCACGCCCAAGCUAUUUAGCACGUUCUCGCAGGCGGACUUGAAGCUGAGGGAGAGUGCAGAAACUGCUGAUGGCGCCAACUCUCGGAAGAGGUUCGCUACAUUCAAGGGCAAUAGCCUGGAUCACAUGCGCGAUCCAACUUCCUGCUUCCAAAAGUUGGUCGGCCAUCCUUUUUUCGACUGGUUCUUCGCAGUCGUUGUCCUGCUGAAUGCAAUUUUCAUCGGAGUUGACGUGCAGCUGAGCAUUGGAACUAUCGAUCUGCGACCCAUGCACAUACAGGUGAUGCAGUACUGUUUUACCAGUCUCUUCACGAUCGAGCUGGCACUUCGUUUUGCAGCGAACGGCCUGGGAUUAUUGUGCCUGGACGACUGGAUGUGGAGCCUGCUUGACGUGUUCAUUGUGGCAACAUCCCUCUGGGAGGUCGUUGUGGACAUUGUAACCGCCGUCGAAGCUGUGGACAGCAACAUUGACAAGAUUGCUGGGAUUUCAAGCUUGAAAGUGUUUCGCAUCAUACGCAUCACGCGCAUUGUCAAGACUAUACAGCUGAUGCGUGUGUUUCGCUUUGUCAUGGCGUUCCGGACGCUGAUCUCCUCCAUCUUCCACACCUUGAAGGCACUGUUUUGGGCACUGAUUUUGCUGCUCCUCAUCGUCUACGUGUUUGCGGUCUUGUUCACGCAAGCUGUGAAUACUCACGUAUCUGAUCCGGAGGCCCCAAGGCUGUCUCAGACCAACCUGGAGAAUUCUGCACGAUACUUUGGUUCCCUGCCUGAGACCAUGCUCACCUUGUUUAUGGCAAUUUCAAACGGUGUGAGCUGGGAAGAAAUCCUGUGCCCGCUGCGGGCCAUCUCCGGCGCUUGGGUUUUGCUCUUCCUUUUCUAUGUGGCUUUCACGUAUUUUGCUGUGCUGAACGUGGUCACCGGGGUGUUUUGCCAGUCAGCAAUUGACAGCGCGCAAAACGACCAUGCCACUCUUGUGCAGUCGAUGUUGGCCAACAAGGAGGCGCACCUGCAUGAAAUACGAGCAUUGUUCAGUAAGCUGGGCGCAGCCGAUUCUGGCGUUAUCACCUAUGCCAUGUUCGAGGAGAAGAUUGACUCACCCGCUGUGCGCGAGUACUUCGAAACCCUCGGGCUUGACGUUUGGGAUGCUUGGUCAUUUUUCAAACUUUUGGAUCUUGAUGGAGGUGGCGCCGUCGAGAUAGAAGAGUUUUUUAAAGGCUGUCUUCGCUUGCGAGGGCAGGCGCGGGCCGUGGACAUCGGCAAGAUUAUGCAUGACCAGACGUGGCUGAUCAAGAGCCAGGGUCGCUUCCACACCUAUAUGGAAACUGAGCUGAAGAAUCUCCAUCGCGAGAUCGCAGCGGUGAGACUUGGUGCUUGCCAGGACGAGCAAUCGCCCAGAACUCUGCUUUCCAGCAAGUCUCCCCAACACAAGAAGUUGCGGAGCAGACAGGGUAGCUUAAGUGAGCUCAGAGAAAAAGAGUAG
Molecule: messenger RNA, 1683 nt
Organism: Symbiodinium pilosum
Lineage: Eukaryota; Dinophyceae; Suessiales; Symbiodiniaceae
Source: the annotation of a GenBank genome assembly